ACAUAACUGCGUCCCCAGCCUCCGAUUAGCUGCUUUAAAACACACUUUAGGCGCUUUUUCAGCCUCUGUCCGCUACAGACGAGCUGUACCAGAUAAGAGCUAUAAAACACAGCUGAAUGCUGACAUGUCGGCCAUUUUAAACGGUGUUAUACAACACUACAGCGAAGGGAGGAAAGCACAUUACGGAAACGUGACAGGGGAACGGUUGUAUAACGGCGGAUUCUGACCAAUAGGAAGGCGCCAUUUUUGUCCUGCGUGUUCCUGUGGGUGGAGAUGUUGGUACACAGAGGACGAGUGGCAUGGCCGGAGAGUUUACCAGGUGUGAGUUUAUACUUUUUACAUUUCUGUGACAAGUUGGCGGACUUACUUUGUUCGGACUAUCUUUACUGGCGGAGGGAUAUAAAGGUACCGGUGCGUUUGUACGUAGUUUUGAAAUACCGUGAGUGAAGGCUCCUGUUAGUCUCGUGCGUUAGUUUAAUGUUAUUAGACAGACGUUUGUAGUUGCUGGCUGUAAACUGGUGUCUCUGGAUCUAGUUCCUCAUACUCGGUGGUUCUUCCAUCGUCUCUAAUCAGGACUACAGUCCCACCGAUCCUCGGGACCUCGGCGGUCACCUGCUCUCACACAUGCUGCCUCCGCUGCUCCGGAACUGUGGGGAUGAAUUCAUGGAGCAAGGCUAGAGCAAGAAACGCCAGAAAAAUAACAAGCAACAAUUUAUAAGCACAGUCAACGAGUGCUGAACUGUCGGGAGAGCAUCCUAUUAUUGUCGGGGAAACCUCCCCCCUUAUUCCACCUCACCUGGGAUCAGUAAGGACGGCAGGUGACAUGGUGGUCAACACCAUCCACUGGUUCAGGAAGGGACUGCGGCUGCACGACAACCCGUCUCUGAGGGACUCCAUCCGGGGAGCGGACACCCUGCGGUGCAUCUACAUCCUGGACCCCUGGUUCGCAGGCUCCUCCAACGUGGGCAUCAACAGGUGGAGAUUUCUGCUGCAGUGUUUGGAGGACUUGGACGCCAGCCUGCGGAAACUCAACUCUCGUCUGUUCGUCAUCCGAGGACAGCCCACGGACGUCUUCCCUCGUCUGUUUAAGGAGUGGAAAAUCACUCGCUUGUCUUAUGAGUACGACUCUGAGCCGUUUGGGAAGGAGCGCGACGCCGCCAUCCAGAAGCUGGCCAGUGAAGCGAAGGUGGAGGUCAUCGUGCGGAUUUCUCACACACUUUACGACCUGGCCAGGAUCAUCGAGCUGAACAAUGGUCAGCCUCCUCUCACUUAUAAGCGCUUCCAGGCCCUCAUCACCCGCAUGGACGCCGUGGAGCUUCCAGCAGAGACAAUCACGCAGCAGACCAUCAAAAACUGUGCUACACCAAUCAGAGACGACCACGACGACAAGUUUGGGGUGCCGACCCUGGAGGAGCUGGGCUUUGAGACGGAGGGUCUGAGCACAGCUGUGUGGCCGGGGGGAGAAACAGAAGCUCUGAUUCGUCUGGAGAGACACCUGGAGAGGACGGCCUGGGUGGCGAACUUUGAGCGUCCUCGUAUGAACGCCAACUCCCUGCUCGCCAGUCCCACCGGCGUCACACCCUACCUACGCUUUGGAUGUCUCUCCUGCCGACUCUUCUACCACAAACUCACCGACCUGUACAGGAAGGUGAAGAGGAACGACGCCCCCCCGCUCCUGCUCUACAGCCAGCUUCUAUGGAGGGAGUUCUUCUACACGACGGCCACCAACAACCCCUGCUUCGACAAGAUGGAGGGAAACCCCGUGUGCGUGCAGAUCCCCUGGGACAGGAACCCCGAGGCCCUGGCCAAGUGGGCCGAAGGUCAGACGGGCUUUCCCUGGAUCGACGCCAUCAUGACCCAGCUGAGGCAGGAGGGAUGGAUCCAUCCUCUGGCCCGGCGCUCCGUGGUCUGCUUCCUGACCAGAGGAGACCUGUGGGUCAGCUGGGAGGAGGGCAUGAAGGUGUUCGAGGAGCUUCUCAUCGACGCAGACUGGAGCGUAAACGCCGGCAGCUGGAUGUGGCUCUCCUGCAGCUCCUUCUUCCAGCAGUUUUUCAACUGUUGCUGCCCCGUCGGGUUCGGACGUCAGAUGGACCCCAACGGGGACUACAUAAGGCGCUAUCUGCCCAUAUUAAGAGGCUUUCCAGCGAGGUACAUCUAUGAUCCGUGGAACGCUCCGGAGGAAGUUCAGAAGGUAGAGAAGUGUAUCAUCGGAGUCCACUACCCUAAACCCAUGGUGAACCACGCCGAGGCCAGCCGCAUCAACAUCGAGAGGAUGAAGCAGAUCUACCAGCAGCUGUCCUGCUACAGAGGACUGGGUCUUCUGGCUUCAGUUCCAGCCAACUCCAGCAGUAACAUGAGAGGAGUCGGAGCCGGGACUGGCCCGGGUUCAGGAAGGACCUCUGAGAAAAACCCCACCCAGGAAGGAACACGUCAGACAGCAGAACGAGGCCAGACGACGCUGAAGCGGCGCCGUGAGGAGGCGGCGCCUGAAAGCAGCUGUAAAACCAUGAAGCAGAGCAAAUAAAAGUGAAAGGACUCAUAUAAAAGUUCAGCUCAUUGAUGUGAACGUCGUCG
Cheilinus undulatus (humphead wrasse) is the source of this 2574-nucleotide messenger RNA. RefSeq names its product cryptochrome circadian regulator 1b (gene cry1b). Gene Ontology annotation, biological process: entrainment of circadian clock by photoperiod; negative regulation of DNA-templated transcription; circadian regulation of gene expression. Bases 824 to 2524 code for a protein of 566 amino acids. The transcript is spliced from 11 exons. Gene Ontology annotation, cellular component: cytoplasm; nucleus. Lineage: Eukaryota; Metazoa; Chordata; Actinopteri; Labriformes; Labridae. Gene Ontology annotation, molecular function: DNA binding; FAD binding. The record is from RefSeq and is a predicted model, not a curated record.